Messenger RNA from Moesziomyces aphidis, 2397 nucleotides. Lineage: Eukaryota; Fungi; Basidiomycota; Ustilaginomycetes; Ustilaginales; Ustilaginaceae. The record is from the annotation of a GenBank genome assembly.
AUGUCUGCCGCCUCUGCCUCCUCGUCGGCCGCCGCCGGCCAGACCCGUCUGCCCGCCGUGCACGAUGCAAAGGCAACCUGGGGCUUUCUGGAGCCAGGCAUCGACCUCAUGAUGACCCGCCUAAAGGAAGGCAUGACCUACCCGCGCUACAUGGAGCUCUACACCGUCGCCUACAACCACUUCACCUCCUCUUCGCUCGCCUCCUCCUCGACCGUUCUCGGCCGAUCCUCCGGUCCCUUCGGCUCAAAAGGCGGCACCAACCUCGUCGGCGCAGAGCUCUACAACUGCCUCAUCGGCUACUUCCGCACCCACCUUGAGCACGUCCGCCAGGGCUCCGACGGCCUCUCAGAAGAGCCCCUGCUCCGCUACUACGCCACCGAAUGGGACCGCUACACCACCGGCGCCAACUUUGUCCACCGCCUCUUUGCAUACCUCAACCGCCACUGGGUCAAGCGAGAAAAGGACGAGGGCCGCAAGUACGUCUACACCGUCUACAUCCUCGCGCUCGUCCAGUGGAAGGAGCACAUGUUCCGCUACGUCCAGCAGAAGGGUCGUCUCGUACACGCCCUGCUCAAGCAGAUCGAAAAGCAGCGCAACGGCGAGGUCAUCGAAGCCUCGCUCGUCAAAAAGGUCGUCGACUCGCUCGUCUCGCUCGGCCUCGACGAGACCGAUACCAACCGCCAGAACCUCGACGUCUACCGCCAGGAGUUCGAGAAGCCUUUCCUCGAGGCCACCGAGGCGUACUACAUCGCCGAAUCCGACGCCUUUGUGGCGCAGAACACCGCCACCGACUACAUGAAGAAGGCAGAGACCCGUCUCAAGGAGGAGGAGGACCGAGUCGAGCUCUACCUCCACGCCUCCACCCGCACCAAGCUCGUGCCCACGUGCGACAGCGUGCUUGUGCGCCGCCACUCCACCAUGUUAUGGGACGAGUUCCAGCAGCUGCUCGACAGGGACCACGCCGACGAUCUCUCGCGCAUCUACACGCUCCUCUCGCGCAUCCCCGAGGGCCUCGAGCCGCUGCGCACCAAGUUUGAGCAGCACGUCAAGCGCGUCGGUCUCGCGGCCGUCGAAAAGGUCGUCGGCGGAUCCGAGCCCAGUGCGGCUGCCAAUGGCGCUUCGGCUUCGACAUCGGCGGCACCCGCGGCUGCUGCUGCCGCUGCUGCGAGCGACUCGCUCGACCCGGGCGCGUACACAUCGGCCCUGCUCGAGGCGCACCGCGCCAACCUCAACACCAUCAACGUCGCCUUCCGCGGCGAGGCAGGCUUCCUCGCGGCGCUCGACAAGGCGUGUCGCGACUUUGUCAACCGCAACAAGGCGACAGGCACGUCGACAUCCAAGUCGCCCGAGCUGCUCGCCAAGCACACCGACGCGCUGCUCAAAAAGUCGAACAAGUCGUCGGCCGAAAGCUCGCUCGAGGAUGCGCUCUCGGACGUCAUGGUGGUGUUCAAGUACAUCGAGGACAAGGACGUCUUCCAGAAGUUCUACUCCAAGAUGCUCGCCAAGCGUCUGGUCAACUUUGCCUCGGCGUCGGACGAUGCGGAGGCCAACAUGAUCUCGCGGCUCAAGGAGGCGUGUGGAUUCGAGUACACCGCCAAGCUCGCGCGCAUGUUCACCGACAUGGGCCUGUCCAAGGAGCUCAACGACCACUUCAAGGAGACCAUGGCCAAGAACCACGACAAGGCCGAGUUGGACGUCGACUUUUACGCGCUCGUCCUCGCCAAUGGCUUCUGGCCGCUGCAGGCGCCGACGACGGACUUUAGCAUCCCGACGGAGCUGUUGCCGACGUACGAGCGCUUCCAGCGUCACUACAGUGCCAAGCAUUCGGGUCGCAAGCUGACAUGGCUGUGGCAGUUGAGCAAGAACGAGGUGCGCGCCAACUAUCUGCAGCAGAAGCUGCAGUUCCAGACGUCGACGUUCCAGACGGCGGUGCUGUUGCAGUUCAACACGAACGACGUGCUGUCGCGCAGUCAGCUUGCGCAAGCGACGGGGCUGAAUGAUGCGACGCUCAAGGCGGUGCUUGCGAUGCUGACCAAGGCCAAGGUGCUGCAGGCGUCGGGCGACGAGUCGUACGAGCUCAACGUCAACUUCAAGUCGAAGAAGCUGCGCGUCAAUCUCAACCUGCCCAUCAAGAGCGAGCAGAAGAUCGAGAGCAACGACGUGCUCAAGACGGUCGACGAGGAUCGCAGGUUGCUGCUCCAGGCGACGAUCGUGCGCAUCAUGAAGAGCAGGAAGCAGAUCAAACACCAGGCGCUCAUCCAGGAGACCGUCGCCCAGGUCAGCUCGCGAUUCACCCCGCGCGUACCCGACAUCAAAAAAGCCAUCGACCAGCUGAUCGACAAGGAGUACCUCGAACGCGCAGACGGCCAAAAGGACACCUACUCCUACCUCGCCUAG